UUUGUCUUUGUUCAUCUCCACAAAGUAGUUCCCUCCGCAUUUAUGAUUAGCGUGUUGGUGGCUGGGAUUGGAUUCUAUUGUUGACAGCUACUCUCCGUUUCUCGUAUCUUUCUCCCUGCAAAGAACUUUAAGACAAUUAAUAAGAAUGAGCAGAAUGUUGAAUCGCCGUCUGGCUCAUUCGUUAGCUUCUUCUUUCUCGACGGCGACGAAAACACCAACUUUAUAUGGCUGGGGCAACAGAAAAGCACUUCCAUUGACGGCAUGUACCGAGAAUGACGUUUUUCUUAAACCUGUACGACUCGACAUUCGACCUGAAUAUGCAUUGCCACAAGAAUCAGUUAUAACACACAUUGCAGCCGGGUGGGGCCACUCACUACUUGCUACGGACGCAAAGCGUGUAUAUGGUUUCGGUUUGAGCCGUUGUGGCCAAGCAGGUGAAAGUGAAGGCGGUGGUCUUGUAUUUGAGUGUCCGGCAGCAGAUGAUCACAGGGAUAUCCAAAUACGACAAUUGGCAUGCGGACGAGAACAUUCACAUAUCGUUACCACGUCGCAACAACAGCAUCAACAAGGGAAUCGUCAUGGACAAGAAACGCAGCUGUAUUCGUUUGGAAACAACAUGUAUGGCCAGCUCGGUCUUGGAAAGAGCAAAGAAACGCACCCAGGGACAUUUGUAAUGCAAACUCGACCGCAGGCUGUGGAAACUUGCAUGAUGAACAUCACCGACAUUGCAUGCGGUCUAGACCACACUGUGUUUGUUGCAGAAGAUAAGCAUGUAUAUGCAAUGGGUUGGGGUGCAGAUGGCCAGCUGGGUCUGGCUGAAGGAUGGACGGGUGAUAAAAACCUACCCACUCAACUGCCAUCGCUCGGUGGUGCACCCAUAAAAAAGAUUGCCGGAUCUACAGAUUUCACACUCGCCUUGACAGCUGAUGGUGGAUUAUGGACCUGGGGUAACUCUGAAUAUGGUCAAGGCAUGACUGGCGCCAAAAUUGAUCGGAUUCUGCAACCCAUUCGGUUAGAGCAUCGAGGCAUUGUAGAUAUUGCAGCUGGAGGACCGUUCUCGGUAGUGCUUGCUGAGGACGGCUCGGUACACACAUGUGGCUAUGGUGCCCUGGGACUAGGUAGAGAUACAAUUGAAACGCUGAGCCUGCAGCGCAUACGCGAUCUUCCACAAAUCCAGAAGGUUUUCGCCACAACCGAUUUCGCGGCCGCAGUUGCAGCAUCGGGCGAAUUGUUUACGUGGGGUCUGAAUGGGUCAAGUGGUCGGCUGGGUUUGGGUCAUCAGGAACACGCAUUCCAAGCUGAGCGUGUGGAUAUAGACAAAGAAGUACAUGACAUGGUGUUAGGAACGAACCACGCCUUGGCCAUCUGUAUAUAGAGUUUACUUCGUUCUCUCUGGAACGCGCCUCGUGAGGUAACGACCUGAAUUGAAAAGCUAUCUGGUGAUAGUUAUUGCGCUCUGUAGUGUUCAUACAUACAUAGAUACAUACAUACAAUACGAAGCUGUUGUUGUUGUUGAUGUGGCUCAUGCGUGCACCCGUGAAAAAUGGGUCAGAUGGAAGAAGUUAUAUAAUGAACGCCCCCCUUG
Zychaea mexicana is the source of this 1585-nucleotide messenger RNA. RefSeq names its product regulator of chromosome condensation 1/beta-lactamase-inhibitor protein II. The coding region runs from base 146 to 1375 and encodes 409 amino acids. Lineage: Eukaryota; Fungi; Mucoromycota; Mucoromycetes; Mucorales; Lichtheimiaceae. The record is from RefSeq and is a predicted model, not a curated record. The transcript has 7 exons.